This is a messenger RNA of Prorocentrum cordatum, 696 nucleotides long. The record is from the annotation of a GenBank genome assembly. Lineage: Eukaryota; Dinophyceae; Prorocentrales; Prorocentraceae.
AUGUGGGAGCUGAUGAACAACAUCUUGAUCAAGAAGGGCCUCUCCUCCUCGGAAGGCGGCCCGUGCAGCACCGAGGACGAUUCUGGCACGAUGGCCUACGUCAUGAAGGCGGGCGGGUGCCAUGUCCAGCAGGGCUUCCAGCGCGACUGCGGCAGCAAGGAGCACGGCCGAUACGUCGUGAACAUCUGCGAGUUCUACUGGAGCUGGGGCUUCGGAACCGAUUCGCGCGUGGGCACCGUUGUGCACGAGUCCGCGCACCACUUCGGCACGACCGACCAUGGCUACUGCGACAUGGUGGACUGCCUGGCGCUCUCCUCGCGGAAAGCCCGCGACAAUGCCGACACGUAUACGAGGCUGAUCGGGGAGCUGGUCGCGUCCAGCGAUCUGCAGGAGGACCGUCUUGGAGGCGAGCAUCCCUCGUGCAACACUGACUGUGGUGCGGUGGUAUGGGAGGAGUGGGAAUUCAGCGCCUCGCUACCCAGCGGAACAUGUGGCAGGUGCGAGUCGAAGAAGAAGAAGAAGGUCAUGGGCCUGUGGGGCUCAGAUUGCGCCGACGAUGAGAUACAGGCGGCCGAAGGCUUUGUCAAGAACGUGUGCUGCAAACCCUAUCAGUGCGCCACAACCACCACCACGACGACGACGACCGAGGAGCAGAAGUCAUCUGGUAAAGGGUUUAGGUGGCCGUGGAAGAAGUAG